UGUAGAGCGCGCUUUGCGCACUCGUGCUCAGUUGGCGUCGAGAUGCGCAGCGCUUUGUGUCGCGCUUGUAUUUUUUCCUCGCGAAUCGAUCGUGAUCCAUUAGUGUUUUGUUUGCGAUCGGGAUCGAUGCAGUGAUGUGAUCUAGUUCAAAGGUUCCAGUAGCGCGCGAAUUAUUGAAACGGCAGCUUUGGGUUGUCGAGGGAGAGGAUUAGAAACCAAAAGAUCCGUGGCUGAAAUGAUGAGCAAAGGUCGUCGAGUGAACAAUCCGCGAUAUAAAACGACUAUCUGUGAGUUUUGUUAACAGUGAUGUGAUCAAACCUCAUCAAAAGAUGUGCUUCAAGAUGCAAGAUGUUGGAAAUUCCAUCGAUAUAAAACUCAUGUUUCAAAGUAUAAACGUAUACAUAGAAACACAAUGUUCUUCGAGACAUGAAUUCAAUUAAAUUUAAAAGUAAUAUGAUAGAGCAUAAAUUGAAAGAUGAUAUUACUUACCAUCUGUAAGAUAGAUUUGAGAUAUUAAAAGAAAGCACCGUACAGUGUUUUUUCAAAAUUAGAAAACUAGACCUUAUGUUCUUUAGAAAUUAGAAAGAAGAGUAUCUAUAAUCUUUUUAAUUCUACAUCUUCUUCAGUUUCUUCAAGAUGUGCGUAUCUCUUAAAAUAUUUAUCAUGUGAACCUUUGCCGGUUUCACAUGUCAAGGAGAAAAAGUUUGUAACAGCUCGUUGAAGAUGGACGUAAACGUGUGUUCACGCCGCGUUCACGAUGGCUAUGCGACCAUAAGAGCGCGCGGCAGACCGCGUGCCGUCUAUCGUUCCGACUCUGAGGAACUGUUAAAGGAGGCAGGUGGCCCGUACGCUUUGCCGCACCUCUCCAACUUCCGGGUGGUCUCGGAAGACUCGCGACAGGUGCCCAGAUGGGCCGACCUUGGCCACGAUCAGCCAUUGAUCGAGAAUUAUGGCACCCUGCGUGCCAUCAGGUCGCGGGAUUUCGAGGAGCCGCGCAAAACACUGAAGACGUUCUCCCGACGUGACAAACUCGGCAGCAACUCGAAAAACAUUGUCGUGCCAGCCCAUGGCAAUCUUCACCGUUUAAGAGAAAGUAAUGAUAUUCUGAAGAAUUCUGAGGUGCAAAAGGGGGCUUAUCAAGCUAGCUCCAAUUUCUGCUGCCAUUAUGAAAGGAAACCUGAAGACUGUGCUCAUUACGACUGUAAUCAGCGAGUUUAUGAUACAGUACCAGUGGAGGACCUCCCGACAAACCUGAAACCCUUCUGCGUCGUCGGUACGACUUCUCAGGAGAACAAUUUCAUUAAUAGCAAUAACAAUCGACGAGAUGUGUUUAGGAAACCCAAGGAGGCUGUCGAGAAUCUCAAUAAUCGCUCUAUAAAAGAUUCGAAAAGCAAAUGUAUUUUGAAAACUAGAGACGAUUCUUACGUUGAAAUGGAGAAUGAUAAACGAAAGAACGCUCGAGACCUGGAAAAUGCCAAAAAUGAUCUUCUCAAGAACUCAAAGAGCACUUCCGUUUUCAAGAAUGAUCUGGAGAAUUCUAAACGGAGAUUUUCCAAAGGCCAACAACCCAUUUAUGCAGUUCCCCAAGUGAUCUCCAAGCCUAGACGCGAACGUCGAUUGGUUAUAGUUGACGGAAACUAUGUUCCCAGCGGCGAUCUUUACCGCACUACAGCCAAAUACAUUGAAGACAUCAACCGCAACCUUGCAGAAAUCGACAAAAGUUAUGAAGUGAUGCAGACGAGUCCCAGAACUUACGGAGUGAUUAACAGAAUCGCUAAAGGGGAAUUGCUGUCGCAAGAUCAAUCCGGAAAUCUUUUUGGCUACGUAAGGCAGAGAAACAUGGCACCCAUGCCGCCUAUUAGCGCCGAUAUAGAUGAAGUUAUUGAAGAAAAAAAUGAAAAAGAACCCAAGAAGGAUAUCAAGUAUCUUCGAAGACCUAAUUCCAAGGGUAGACUUCCGCCCAAAGUCCUCCCGAGAUCCUCAUCCAUAGAAAAUACAUCCAGACAUUCAACGGGAUCCACCACAGCCUCAUCGAGCAAAUCUACUGAAUCCUUGUACGCCAUCAGUGAGUCCUUAACAGAACUACCGAAGAUUUGCGAUGCUCAAAAACGAGAUUCGGCUUGGAACAAAAUUUCUCAAGAGCUGAUCUUGAAAAAAAGUACCUCGCAGGAUCAAUCAAAAUCUAACAUCGAUAAGGAUAUUCCGAAGAGAAGCAAAUCUGCAGGUUUAGAGGUUAAAGACUCGUCGUCCUCCACAGACGACGAAGUUUCGAUUCAGAAGAAGGAUCAAUCGCCGGUCACCAGUACGAUUCGCAGGAAUCGCUCUCGAGUCGACCAGGAAAAAUCAUUACUGAGAAAAGAACGCGCUCCUAACGAGGUCUUGGAGAGGAUUUCAGGCAAACUAGAGAGGGUACGAUCUAUGGAGAAUCGCUUGAAAGACCGUCGUUAUGAUACGCUACCCUCGAGAAGACCCAAAAUAUCUUCGAAGCCGCUUCACAAAUCCAGCGAGGAACUUCUCGAUGAAAAAUUCUCGCGUAACGAUUCUGAUCUACAGAACUCGUGCACAAAUGGCAGUCGGAAACAAAACGCCGAUGAAAACCUCGCGGAAGUUCAGCAAGGUCCUUUUUCUAUCAUGGACGCCACUGAGGUGAUUCUUAAAGGACAAUUGGAGCGAUCCAAUCGCUUACAACGGCAGGAUCUCUUUCCCAGUACUAGACAUAAUUCUUUGGAAUCUAAGGAAGCAGACGGCAAGUUUCAAGCUAGCGCUUUCGCUACUCUACCGAGAAGGGGAAAUCUCGCCAAGGAUCAACCCGAUUCUGUUAGGAGAUUCUCUGGGAACGGACCCGUCUUGGAGCCAUUAUAUGAACAUGCGGUUAGUGAUCCUGUGAAACCACGAGGAACUCAGGCUGUGAUACCCUGGUGGGAGCUGGCCACUAGAAAGUACAGGCAUCGCAGUUGCCCAUCCUUACAGGCGCACGUGGUCUCAGCUUUCGAACAAUCAUUGUCCAAUAUGACUCAGAGAUUGCAGCAACUGACAGCUACAGCUGAGAAGAAGGAUUCCGAGCUUCAAGAACUCCGAGAAACGAUCGAGAGGCUGCGCAAGCAGAGUGCCGAAGCUGGGUUGAACAACGGUGCAGCUGCGAAUAAUGGUAGACGUCAUACUUUGGGUGAUUCCGAGUCUGGUACCACCGGCUGCACCGGUAGUGGCAGCAGCAAUCACCAUCAGGGCGCGAUGGCAAGACAACUGUCCGCGGACAGUGUGACGUCUCUAAACUCAUUAAGUAGCGCCUGCUCGGCCAGCAGCAGUCAUCAUAAGAAGAAAGGCUGGUUACGCAGCUCUUUCUCCAAGGCUUUCUCAAGGUCGCGUAAAAACCGACACGGCUCGGUCUCCGAUGCCGAGGAUUGCAAGGAGAGCCCCGGCGGUGAUCUGAGCGCUCCCAACAGUCCUAGACUGCCAACCGCGUCCAAACACGAGUCUUCGAGAGCACAAACUGCGAGGAGCAACGGACAGAAGUCUCCAGAUCAUGAGAAUCCUUUGUCGGGAAGCAAGAGCAGCUCGGCAUUGUACAAGAAAGAGGACGAAGACGUGGAUGAAUUGAAGAAGCAAUUGAGGGAGAAAGACCUGGUGCUCACAGAUAUCAGAUUGGAAGCGUUAUCCUCGGCCCAUCAGUUGGAGUCUUUGAAGGAUACGGUCAUCAAGAUGAGGUACGAGAUGCUGAACUUGAAGCAGAACAAUGAACGUCUCCAGCGACUAGUGACCUCGAAGUCGCUCACCUCGUCGCAGUCCUCUCUACCCAGUGACCCAGAUCGACGCUUCAGCAUGACCGAGGUGGCGUCGAGUGUCGCGGCGCUGUCGAACGGCGACGUCAGUUCCACGGCCGAUCAACUGGAAGAUCUUAACGUCCCGGUCGAACACCCUGUGGUGCCGUCGAGCGCGACCACCGCGGAACCGGUUCUCGAGCAAGACACCGACGGCAAAAGAAUCAACGUGGCCGUCUACCUCGGCAGUGAGCGAAAUUUCAACUACAAUUUGAUUACCGGCAGCUCCGCCGACGGCACCGUUGGCGAACCACCACACUGCGUGAUCGCCAACAUGUGCAUCAGCAACAAGACCAGCUGGGACGCACUGGACUCUAUGGUGAGGCGUUGCUUCAAGGAAUACGUUUCUCGAGUGGACCCUGUGACAAAUCUGGGUCUUGGCGUCGAAUGUGUCGCCGCAUAUCAUUUCGGCGAGGCUUCCAGAUGCACUACGGAUUCUCAGCAUCCCGAGUUGUUACCCUGCGGCUAUCUAGUCGGCCACGUAAAAACUGUCUAUCUAGUACUGUCGGGCUAUUCCUGGCUGGCGGUAGACACCUUGAUACCGCGCUCUAUCGUUCAGCGACUAAUUUCCCUCUUGACGGAGCAUCGCAGGGUGAUUCUAUGCGGUCCAAGUGGUACAGGGAAGAGUUACUUAGCUGGGAAACUGGCGCACGCCCUAGUAGAUACCGACAAUGACACGAAGGACGCCGCCGCCGUUGCGACUUUCAACGUCGAUCAUAAGUCCAGCAAGGAAUUGCGCCAAUAUCUCGCACAUAUCGCCGAAAGGUGUGAUUCAAACGCUGCUGAUGAACUACCUAGGGUGAUUAUUUUGGAAAAUCUUCAGCACGCGGCAUCUCUGGGUGAACUCUUCAGCGGUCUUCUAGGAACCAGACAUUCAUCGUGUCCUGCUAUCAUCGGUACUAUGAGCCAGGCCACCUGCAGUACCACCAACUUGCAGUUACAUCAUAACUUUAGGUGGGUAUUAUGUGCGAAUCAUAUGGAGCCUGUCAAGGGAUUUCUAGGACGUUAUUUGAGAAGGAAACUACUGGAGCACGAAUUGCGUGAGUGUGCCGGGACGAGGAACGCGGAAAUGGCGGCAGUAGUCGAAUGGCUGCCGCGCGUAUGGCUGCAUCUUAACAAGUUCCUAGAAAGUCAUAGCAGCUCUGACGUCACCAUAGGUCCGCGACUCUUCCUGUCAUGUCCAAUGGAAGUGGCUGGUUCUCAAGUGUGGUUUACCGACCUGUGGAAUUACUCAGUAAUACCUUACCUAGUUGAAGCAGUUAGGGAAGGAUUGACGCUAUAUGGAAGACGCGUAAGUGGGAACGGUAAUGAUGAGUCCACAUGGGAGGAUCCAGCGCAAUUUAUUACGUCCAGCUAUCCAUGGAUCUCGACGCAUGCCGUACACGGCGGCAGCGACGCUCUUCUGCGUCUCAGACCCGAAGACGUGGGAUACGAUGUUGUAUCCAGCGGGCACACUUCUGGUGUGGGCGCCUCUAGUGUGAAGAGUCUCGGAAGUACUCAUAGCGAUACCGAAGGAGAUCCUCUGCUUAACAUGUUAAUGAGGCUGCAGGAAGCGGCUAAUUACUCGAGUCCGCACAGUAACGAUAGCGACUCGGUGACUUCUCUCGAUUCGUCACAUACACGUCACUCAGAGGAUCUGAGCAGCUCGACAUCUUCGUCAAGAGGAGUAGAAUCGGCACUCUAAAUUAGCAAGACAUGAUGAAUAAAAUUCAUCGCCGAAAAGUUGACACAUUACGCGUAUCGACCAUUUCAUUAAAAACACAAAAAAUACAGAUCAGUAGCUCUUGCAAAUAAACAAUUAUUCCGAUCGCCGAAUUCAGAGCAAAAGAAAAUUAUUUAUUUAUUAUUAACAAGAAGUAUCAGGGAAAAUAAUCAAUGUAAUGUUUCUAAGAUUAAAAUUUAAGAAGGAAAAUUACACACAGUAUCACCAAAUCAUA
Vollenhovia emeryi is the source of this 5755-nucleotide messenger RNA. RefSeq lists its product as uncharacterized. The record is from RefSeq and is a predicted model, not a curated record. Gene Ontology annotation, molecular function: ATP hydrolysis activity. The coding region runs from base 724 to 5502 and encodes 1592 amino acids. NCBI's taxonomy places the organism in Eukaryota, Metazoa, Arthropoda, Insecta, Hymenoptera, Formicidae. The transcript is spliced from 9 exons. Gene Ontology annotation, biological process: nervous system development; neurogenesis.